Molecule: messenger RNA, 4677 nt
Organism: Trypanosoma brucei brucei TREU927
Lineage: Eukaryota; Euglenozoa; Kinetoplastea; Trypanosomatida; Trypanosomatidae
Exons: 1
Coding region: 1-4677 (1558 amino acids)
Source: RefSeq, a predicted model, not a curated record
AUGGAAAGUGAUGAUGGGCAGGUACACUCACAGGUGUUUGAGCCUCAGGAUGUGCAGCUUGAAGAGGUGGAGGAGAGGUCAUUAGUUGUGGGAAGCGAGCCAACUGUUUACUCCUCGGAGGACGUGCAGUCGGUCCUCGUGAAUGUGCCGGUCGGCGGCCCGCCUUCCCGUGGCCCACUUUCCGAGUUUCAUUCAGUAGAAGAAAUUUCCGCCAGCUCAGAACGGAGCCGUGACGUUGCGCGAAGUGCCAUUGUGAACCGGCUGGUGUCACCAUUGCCAACCUCGCCAUUGAAGGAUCGUAGCGUAGUAGAAAUUUCAGAAGAGCAAAUACGCUUGUUUGCUGACGAGUCGCAUUUCCCUCCACCACCUUCCAAUAUCAGCAUCAGGACAAGCCGCUCCGAGCGUGCGCCAUCUAGUUCCCAUGCCGUAUCACGAUUUGUUUCAUCUCCAAGCCCCCUGCGGCAAGUCGUUCGGCGCUACGUCUCGCCACAACGGCACAUUGAUACGCCUUUGAUUAAUCGGAGGGCGUCCACCCCCAUUCGCCGCCUGUCCACCCCUUGCGAUCGCCGAUUAGUUUCUCCCGUUGACACCCCCGACUUCAGAGAGAGGCGAGGGAGGCUGAACCCACAGGCCAGGAUGUCACCAACACUCGUCGUGGCCUCUUCAUCACUGCCUGAAGAUGAGUCGUCUGCGGAUUCCCUUGUUAUUGUGCCAACGUACAAUAGAAAGAAGAGACGGGUGUGUGGCGGCCGCAGUUUCCCAACGUUGUACAACAUCAGCUCCUUAUUGGUUCAGUUUGAUGGUGUGUGGGCCUCGUCUGAUGACGAGGAAGAGACCAGCAGGAAUAUUGCUGGUAGUGUUGCUCUCAGGAGAGCAGCGGGGCGAUACCGCAACUCUCCUUCACCGAUUACCCCGGUUGCUUCGGGUGCAGUAUUGGCUCGGCAGCGUUGCAGAACAGGACCACUGAUAGAGGCGCUGCAGUCCGUUAGGAAUGAGAAGGAUAUGCUAAUGAUCAUGGAAAAGGAGCAAAGGGACCGUCGUAAAAUCACGAAAGCUUAUGUUCGAUUGCUGCGUGAAAUGCUUCUCUGGUGUGCCGUGAAGCACGCAACUGUUUUAGCUCGGGGCGGGCCUGGAGCGCAAUCCUGUAAGCUUCGCAGUCAAGCGGGUGCAGUCGGGAGAGCAAACUCAGUUCCUACCAGAACUUCUUCUUCCCGAAGAGGGGAAAGGGUGCGGACCUGCCCAAUCCAGCGCAUGUCGCCGCUCAGGACCCCACGUGAAGAAAUCAGACCUCCACUGCUGUCAUGCGGUGCUCAGUUGGAGACGGACGUUCCGGUGGUGGGCCAAGGUGGCAGGUCGCGCAAUGAUUUUUCUUCCCAUUCACAAGAAAAGGAAAAGAAAGGUCCAUCGGCUGGUACAUAUCAAAGCGUAAGCGGUGCCCCCGCGGGCUCGUGGGGGGUAUUCGACAGCCCUGUUCAAGGCGGCCGACAAGGAUCCUUUAGUAGACCCUCGCCCGACAGGUUGUGUUCUACCUCAAUGGACCGCUCGUACGAGAUAUGGGAGGUUAAAGCACAGUUGCGGAGUGUUGUAUCUGAGGAACUGGGCAAGCGGAUACUUGUGAUUGGCGCGGAGUCCGCAGCCUUCCAGUUUAUUGUUCAUUACCAUCGCAUUGAGCUGACAGCGUUUCAACGUGAGCCCAUCUACCUCCAGGAAGCAUGUCAAAGGAGAAGCAUCGUAUCGGAAGCGAAGAAUCAGUUGCGCAUGAUUAGCGAUAGAGGGAGUAACAUGGGAAUAUUGGGCCAUUUAAACUGGGUGGAGGAGUGGGCUCAACGUCUUCUAACACUUAUAGAAAGUGAACGGUAUGUACGGCAGAUUGAGCUGUAUCAGGCAGAAGGUCACGAACGCGAAGAAAUACAGAGGGUUUUCAGUUUAGGGCUAAAGUCAUUAACUGAGUACCGGGAGUGCGAAGCGAAGAGGAGGAGGUGCAGACUUGAGAUGAAGGAUAUUGCACUGUGUGAGAAUUUGGCUCGGGAAAAGUUGGUAGCAGAGGAAAUUCAGUCUAGGGCAGCCCUGCAUCUCACCUACAGUGCGAUUCCCUCCAGUGUUGUUGCCAGCGGAUCUGACAGAAGAGUUGGAGUGCCCAGGAGGGGCGCACAAAAGGGGAGCUGUGGAGAACACUCGCACAUUUCCCCUCGCGGGACGGAGGAUCCAAGUCGCUGUUACGACCGGUCGCUCGUGACGGAACCGGAAUCACACGCGUCCACGACACAGGAUGGUUCGGCAUUCACUUCCGCUUUGAGCGCAGCGAUGUGCUCAAGAAACACGAGUAAUAACAGAGCUCUUUCGGAUUCGGAUACGCCCAAUGAGGUUGUCUUCUUCGAGUGGGACCCCACAUCCAACACCUUGACACGCACUUCCAACAACAACUUCACCAGCUUCAACACUUCCACUGGCACCACCACAGCGACCGUGCGUGCACCAUCGACGGGUACUGUAGCUGUUGUGAGAUGUGACCGAUCAAAGAGUCUUCCCGAAGCCACAGGUUCAGUGAGUAAAGUGAGCUCACCCUCACCACAGUUUCCCGUUGCUGGUAGUUCCACUAGCCGCGUCGAUAAGAGUGGCUCUUUCGUAUCAGCACCUCUGCGCGGUUCUGCUGCCGCUGCAAGGGAUCAAGUGAGUGAGAUACCUCGGAAAGCAGGUCACAGUGGGCGAAGAAGUUCUUCUGCAGUCUUGAAGUCCUGCAAGACAGCAAGAAGGAACGAUAAGACGCCACUUUCUGGUUCUGGCAGACGGCCGUCAAGGGUUCCGAACGCUGCAAGGGCCGAUGGUGGUAAAACAAACCGCGACAUUUUUAAGCGACCCAUAAAUCCGGUGGAGGAGGCGGAAGCUACAUUUUCUUUAGCGAACCGACAUAUUGUCCCCUGCUCCCUGAAGGCUGCGGUGGCGCGUAGGGGAGGUUCCACAUGUUGCUUCAAUCAAUUCUCUGGUGAGCCCUUCCCAGAUCUGAGAUCGACGACGCAACGUCCCUACAAUGAUGAUAUCAUCUAUAGCAACUCGUCAAGAGGAUUUUCCGAGAUAGAUUUCGGCGAGUUAUCGUCGGCGGGGGAGGAGGAGGUGAAGGUGCGUGGGGACACCGCGGCAAAAGUACAUUGUGGGGUGUCGGGCACUCCCCUCCAGUCUGUUACGACGGUGACAAUUUCUUUAGACAGUGAUGAUGCCGAGGACGGUGGUCACGGAGGCCAAGGAAACAGCAAUGCCGCUGCAGUCAGUGAUGACCGAGUCGAAGUGGGAUCUAUCACUACCGAAUUUAUUUUUGAAAGUGUUCGCGACGAGGAUGAUGAUGUGGACCCAUUUUCGAUGAGGACCGUUGGGAAGGGGAGUAACAGUGACAGUGCAGCGGGGAAAAAUGUGGGACCGAGCCUCAUGGGAUCAAGUAAGGCUCCGUUUGAAUCGGCUGAGCGAUCGCCCACCUCCACACCUAUGCCACGACAGGAAAGCAGAAGACUGCUGAGUCACAGGAGUAAAAGUCAAGAAACUUUGACAAUACCUGAUGUUUCAUUAUCAACAAUGCACGACGAGACUAUAGGAAGCGGGUUCAAGGGCGAGGCAGCGGGUAGGGCCUCCCUUCGUAGUGGGUGUUCCUCUUCCCCCCGAUUUGGCGAGAGUACUCUCAGCGCCAGCACGGCGUUGAACACUGAUGAAGCGGGAAACAAGAAACGGUCAUGUAAGGGGGGCCCGAGUCGCGGUUCAUCACGUCGGCCAGCUGUGAACAGGCCCAAAGUUCCACCAGGCUACUUGAGACCAACGGCCGGAUGGAAGCGCCAGAGUGAGGAAAAGGUGUGGCAGCAGUUAUUUUCUGAGGCGAGAGCUAAGCAUCGUGUGAGUGCGUCACGACCUGCCCCGAUCAACCCCCGAUGCCCCCGCGAUUACAAAUCAGACCGCAAAGCUAUCAAGGUGGCGCGUGUUCCAUAUGAAGAAGGCCCUGGUGUGUGGAGCGACUACGAGGAACCACGACAGCCGUAUGGUCCCAUCAAAGUACCGAGCGACGCGCGCUACGGGAGAAAACCUGAAGGGAGGUGUGUAGGUGGCCAGUCGGGAGCCGCAACGAUUAUUUCACCCGUUCGCCGCCGAGAUGCGGUGUGGCGUUUUAAAGCAGAGGGGAGCUGUUGUCAUCGCAGCACAUCCAGUCUACGGGAUGCCAAACUGUCGAGGGACGAAAGCAGUAACGCACUGACUAACGAAGGUACCGCCCUUGAUGAGGAGGAUAUGGAUGCAUUAAAGGGGAUAGUUAGGAGGGCCAGCACCACCAGCCACCGCACUGUUGCUUCGGUGGCCAGCACUCCAAAGAAGGCUUGUGGAUCUUCGUUUUACAGCUCGCGUUCCGUGACACCGUCUUAUAUCGAGGCAUUUUACAAGUUAGACCUCGAAGCGGCAAAACGUUAUGGAUUCCUCAUUUCGUCGCAUAGCGGCCCAGUGCUCCAGAGCACGACGCCUUCGAAAGGUGGAAAAAAAAGAAUAACCAAAGGUAAGCAUCUUCCCCAACCACCAACCGAAAGUUCCAGUAGUGAGCUGAAGUUGAGCCCUGAUGCGAACUCAGAGGAGCGGCUUUUAUCGACCACUACGACACAUACAAGCAUGUCGCACAUUUUGUACUCCCCCAGGUCGAAACAUCACUGCUGA